Amaranthus tricolor (Joseph's coat) is the source of this 1984-nucleotide messenger RNA. RefSeq lists its product as uncharacterized. The coding region runs from base 481 to 1710 and encodes 409 amino acids. The record is from RefSeq and is a predicted model, not a curated record. The transcript has 2 exons. Lineage: Eukaryota; Viridiplantae; Streptophyta; Magnoliopsida; Caryophyllales; Amaranthaceae.
AACAAAGAAAACAGCUGGAGACAGGCUGUCAGCAACCCAGUUUCUCUCUACCCCUUUUUCCUCGUCCUCCUGUUUUAGUUUUCCCACUCUCUUCUUUCUUUCUCUCUCUACACAACCACUUUCUCUCUCUUCUUAACUGAGAAGACUUCAAGGAAGAAGAACGACAAAGCUUUUGUGGAUCCUUAUUUGACUAGCAGGUGUUUUGAUUUGAAUCAAAUGAAGAUGCCUGUUUGAUACACACUGACAAGAGAGCAUAGGUUGAUUGCUACUAAAUUUUCAUUCCAUUGAGCUAUACAUCAUUCUUGCCACCGAAAGGUCCUGGUAAAUUUUACCCUGGUUACUGGUGCUGAAGGGUUUAUGUCACUUGAUGCUGCUAAAGUUGCUCAAUCUCAUAUUGAGAAGAGAGCUUUGGCUUUAUAGGAGGUCCUUUUGUUGUCUCCAUGCUGGCGGAGAGCAUGCGUGGAAUUUGUUCUUCGGGUAAUGCCCCUGACCAGUCAAGCCGUCGAUGCACUCGGUGUGGUGACAAUUUCUCUAGUGGUUUUUUUGGUAGUUUCUGGCCUGCUCUGCAUACUAUACUUACUGUACUUCCGUGCUCGUAUUCAGAGAUCUGAGUUACGUCUACUUGGUUACUUCAACGGACCUUGGAUAGUUCGAAUCAUUCUUAUUUUGUUUGGAAUAUGUUGGGGCUUUGGUGAAGUUGUGCGGUUAAGUUUCUUUAGAAGGAAGGGUAAAGUUUUUCAUUCUCUAACGCAAAGAUGGCAGGAAGACAUAUGCAAGUUAUACAUUCUAUCGAAUCUGGGGUUCACAGAACCAUGCCUCUUUCUCAUAAUGUCUUUUCUCCUACGUGCAUCCCUGCAUUGGAGAGGGACAGGUAUACUAAAUUGGAAAUGGAACUUCAAGACAAUUGGUUAUGUUCUGCUUUAUUGCUUCCCCAUCUUCAUUUUGGAUCUCCUUGUUGUCAUAGUUGCCCCCAAAUUCCGACAUGGAAAGAUUAAAGUACUGAGAAAAUUGCCGGAAAUAUUUACCAGGGCAUAUUUGUCAUCCAAUGUAUCUGACCAACCCGUUAUUGCUUGCACUUAUCCCUUGCUGUGUACAAUACUCCAUGGACUGUUUGCCAUCGUUCUAACCACAUACCUGUUGAUUCUCGGGAGGCGAAUGGUUGUUUCAGUCAUCAACAAAGGGCUGCAGAGGAGAGUUUACAUACUUAUAUUUGUAGUUUUAAGUUUCUUACCUUUGAGGGUUCUUUUGCUUGGGUUUUCAGUUUUGGCUAGGCAUGAGCAUUUUCUUCUUGAAGCUCUUGCUUUUUCAAGUUUUCUUGUGCUUUUAUCUUGUAUUGUAGUUGGUAUUUUUAUGCUUGUUUUCUUACCUGUCAAAGAUUCUUUAGCCCUUAAUAGGGGUCUGGGGUCGUGGGGUUUAGAGGGAGGAAGAUUCUACACAUCCGAGGACUAUGCUGAUUCUGUCUAUCUUAUUGCUGCUAAUCAGAGUCAUCUUGCGACCAGCACAGCUACUACGACUCUGGGGAGAAACUCGGAUGCCUCAACAAAACGGGGUUCCAUUUCAUUCCGGACUAUGGUCAAAGAUGAAGCUUCUUCUACGGGUGGAGGUGUAUACGAGGAAGAAAUGAAUACAUUUUCCCCAGGCUUUAGGCUGUUGUCAACUUCGUCUCCUGGUUCCCCAGCUGCCCUACACAUGAAACUUCCAUCCUCGUAGUUUUGAGGGUCUAAUUGGGGGAGAAGAAAGGCAGAAGAGAAGCUUUUUUUCUUAGUUCUCUUGUCUUGUUUAAAAGGGUGCUCUUUUGUAAGAGCUAUUUCUGACAAUGAAUAAGGCUAUCUGUUCAUAGAACCAAGGAAAUGCUUACCCCCUUCAGCUAGAUAGAUAUCUUAUUAAUUUUUGUUUCUGCUUUCAUUUACGUUUAAUUGUUGUUAGUUGAUGAAUUGCUUGAACUGAAGAGUUUUUAUUAUAUUUGUUCUUUUGGAUGUUGAAA